AUGGGUUGUUCAUUGACAUCUAAGAAAAAAACUGACCAAUUUCAAUCUCAAUAGUUGCCUUCACAGAUAACUUCGAAACAAAUUGAGGGAAAUGAGGUUGAAAGAGAGAUUUUUAAUCAAUUUUGUUUAGAAAAAUACAAAAUUUAAAAGAAUCCUAUAGUUUAAAGAAGAGCUCACUCUGCUAAGCCAAGUUUAAUAAAUGAUGAGAAUCAAGUAGAGGCUUAGAAUUCAUUUGUAUAAAGAUAAUUCUCUUGA
This is a messenger RNA of Paramecium octaurelia, 255 nucleotides long. The record is from the annotation of a GenBank genome assembly. NCBI's taxonomy places the organism in Eukaryota, Ciliophora, Oligohymenophorea, Peniculida, Parameciidae.